AUGACUGCUGCUGCUGCCACAUUAUUUAAUUACCAAAUGCCAGUAAUAAAGGAUGAAUAUCUUUGUCGUAAGAUAUUGAGAGCCGACCACUCUCCUUCCUUUCUUUAUUCCUCUCAAUUUUUAAAUCUUUUUUCUCUCUCGUUUUUUCUUUUGUUUUCUGUUUUUCUUUCAUCUCUUUUCUUUCAUUUUCUUAAUUUUCUUUCACAUUUCAUUUUUUACAUUUCCUCUUCAUCAUUGCUUCUUUUUGAAGUAUUUUCUUAUUUUCUUCUCUCUCUUCCUUUUAUGUCAAUCACUCUUACUUCGUUCAGUUUUACCUUCUUACUUCUAUUAUUACUCAAUACUAUUCUUUUUAAAUCAUUUCCUUUUUCUUUUCCUACUUUCAUUCCUUCACUGCAUAUUAUUCUUUUUAUCCCUUUCUUCCAUAGCUUUUUAAAAUUGUUUCAAGUUUAUUCUGUUUUUGCCCAUCUUGAUUCUCUACUUCUUUUCGCUUCUAUUCAAAUUUAA
Acanthosepion pharaonis is the source of this 504-nucleotide messenger RNA. Lineage: Eukaryota; Metazoa; Mollusca; Cephalopoda; Sepiida; Sepiidae. The record is from the annotation of a GenBank genome assembly.